Messenger RNA from Mus musculus (house mouse), 1847 nucleotides. RefSeq names its product profilin 1 (gene Pfn1). The record is from RefSeq and is a predicted model, not a curated record. Gene Ontology annotation, biological process: negative regulation of actin filament bundle assembly; actin cytoskeleton organization; positive regulation of epithelial cell migration. Bases 1145 to 1567 code for a protein of 140 amino acids. The transcript has 5 exons. NCBI's taxonomy places the organism in Eukaryota, Metazoa, Chordata, Mammalia, Rodentia, Muridae. Gene Ontology annotation, molecular function: actin monomer binding; phosphatidylinositol-4,5-bisphosphate binding; proline-rich region binding. Gene Ontology annotation, cellular component: cell cortex; cytoplasm; cytoskeleton.
UGACACGUGCUCCACUCACUCGGAGGCAGGCGGUGCAGGCCACACAGUUGGGGGAAGGCAUCAGUGAUGCUGAGCAAGCUCUGUGGUCUAAAGUCGACACCCCUCGACCAAAGAAGGCCUGCGCUUUCACCUCUCAGGGUCCUCAGAACAGCCAUUCCGGCACCACUCCACCCUAUCCUCUCUUGGCCAGUGAUGAGCGAUGAGAGGCCAGGAGACGAAUAUAGACCAGCACUGAGCGCUGGCCUGGCGCCCGAAAGAUACUGCUGGGACAGCAUUUAUGUUCCUGCGUGAAGCCUAAGUGGUCAGGAGCCCUUUUCCCCACCGACUGUGGGCGCUUCAGCGCUCAAUCCUUGCCUAUCAAAGAAUGGUGUUAUAUCACGAAUGGAAAAAACAAAACAAAACCAUGAAUGGACGUGAAAAGGGGAUGACCCUUUGUAAGCUCUUGGACGCCUGUGGCCACUCUGUCCAUCCAUUUGCAGCACCGCAGGAAGUGAAUCUCUGCACUCGAUAAAUGUGGAGAAGGCAGCAGGGCCCAACCCGGGGCGUCUGCCCGUCCCGACUGCUGGGGACGCGUCUUCCCUCCUCGGAUGGUCCAAAUGUGUCCCGCCAGGCGCGCGCUCACGCAGCCAAGCCGCUAGCCCCAACCGCCCCACGCGCUGGCUUCUCACUGCCCCGGCGCAGGCGCGGGCGCACGCGCCGCCGCCCGCCGUUCCUUCCCUCCCGCGGAGCCAAGUGGUAUUCAGGAUGAAUCGGAGCGAGCCCUAACCUUAACCUCUCCUGCCACCACCACUCUAUAUAGCCUUUGGCGUGGCUUUCCAUCGAACUCGGCAAAUUUUGCAAAGUGGGGGGAGGGUUUUUUAAAAAUUGCAUUUGCAAAAGUUCGCUAUCUGGCCCGGCGGGGGGGGGGGGAGGAUGGAGGGAGGGAAUGGGGCGCAGGCCCCGCCCCGCCGCCCUUUGCAAAUAAAAAUCUAGAGGGGGGGGGGAGGAGCAGGAAGUGGCGGUGCGAGGGCUGCUGCACAGCUAACAGAGCCGCGUUCCGGACGGCAGCGCGUGCCCCGAGCUCUCUGCCUUCCCCCGCCCGCCAGCCCGAGCCCGAGCCCGCGAUCCCAGCAACAGCCCGCAGAGCAGCCCCAGCAGCAGCGCCAUGGCCGGGUGGAACGCCUACAUCGACAGCCUUAUGGCGGACGGGACCUGUCAGGACGCGGCCAUCGUAGGCUACAAGGACUCGCCCUCCGUCUGGGCCGCCGUCCCCGGGAAGACCUUCGUUAGCAUUACGCCAGCUGAGGUUGGUGUCCUGGUAGGCAAAGACCGGUCAAGUUUUUUCGUCAAUGGGCUGACACUUGGGGGCCAGAAAUGUUCUGUGAUCCGGGACUCACUGCUGCAAGACGGGGAAUUUACAAUGGAUCUUCGUACCAAGAGCACCGGAGGAGCCCCCACCUUCAAUGUCACUGUCACCAUGACUGCCAAGACGCUAGUCCUGCUGAUGGGCAAAGAAGGUGUCCACGGUGGUUUGAUCAACAAGAAAUGUUAUGAAAUGGCCUCUCACCUGCGGCGUUCCCAGUACUGACCUCAUCUGUCCCUUCCCCCCACCGUUCCCUUUGGCUUUUGCACCCCCUUCUUUCCAUACACACACAUACCAUUAUUUUUUGGGCCAUUACCCCAUUUCCCUUAUUGCUGCCAAAACCACAUGGGCUGGGGGCUGGGGCUGGAUGGACAGACACCUCCCCCUACCCAUACCCCCUCCUGUGUGUGUUUGGAAAAUUUUUGUUUUUGGGUUUCAUUUUUUGUUUUUUGGUCUUUUUUUUUUUUUUUUUUUUCUGAAUAAAAAAAGAUUCUACUAACAAGGA